UUCAACUCGUCGCCUGGAUUUUCGUUAUCUCUGGGUUGACUCGCUGUGCAUCUUCCAAGGGGAUCACAAGGAUUGGUCAAUGAAGCAGCAACGAUGGGAACUGUCUAUGCAAAUUCAGUACUCAAUCUAACUGCCGUAGACUCACCCGAUAGCUACACAGGUUUAUUCUUCCAACGGCUCGAGAACAGGCUCCUGGGAUGGAGAUUCAAAGUACCAUUGGAACAAGAGCAAGGAGUGUCCUACGAGGAAUCCGUCUGGGACUGUGUACCAGCACGCAGACGCGAAUCAUUUACUAAUAACGUCCUAACCGCUCGAGCUUGGGUGUUCCAGGAGCGCUUUCUCGCACCCAGAAAUUUGUAUUUCGGCAUGGACGAGUUAUCCUGGGAAUGUAGAACGCGAAGUACUUACGAGGCCUCCCCGUUUGACGACCAAUCACUCGUAAGAGAUGGAAGCCUGCCAUUCCAUAACCCGCUUGUAGAUAUCACAAAUAGUGCGACUCAAUGGUUUCAAAUCUUAAAGCACUACAGCAAAGGUAGACUGACGGUUGAAUCGGACAAGCUCACAGCACUCUCGGGUGUCGCCAAGCUCUUCGCUCUUAAAUCUGGAAAGACGUAUAUUGCCGGGUUGUGGAAAGAGGAUUUACUAAACCAACUGCUAUGGAAAGUCGCCUCACCCACAAAUAAGAUUGGCAUCUAUCGCGCUCCGUCAUGGUCUUGGGCCGCGGUCGACAGUCAAGUCGAUUUACUUUGCGAUCAACACACCACUGAACCGAUCAAACCCCUCAUCACAGUGGAACAAUACUUCGUCGAGCCUUCCCAAUCUAUUUUCGAAGAUGGACGUGGCGCUUACGUUCUUGUUCGAACUCCCGGCCUGAAAUCGUGUCGCAUUGCUAUUUGGAAAGGAAAGAGGGGAGACUGGGGAUGGGGACAACUCGGGAACUUAGUGAUCGAACUCCCUUGGUGGUCGCCCGGAACCCAGCUCUAUAGCGAACUAUCACUUGAUAUCAAAGACCUCGAUUUAGGCUGUGAUUUCUACUUGUUGCAGCUCUUUGUUGGGACGGGGUUGGUGGUAAAGCCGACUAAUGAAGGGUCGUUUGUCAGAGUUGGCUGUUUCAGACACCUGACGGUAUACGAAUCUGAGGUGGAAAUUGGUACAGAGGAAUCAUCCCAGUUGUACAAGAGGUUUGCAAGACAGAUGGCAAAGUUGACGGAUGGAGAGCGGGGGAUUCUUGGCGACUCUGUUGGUUUGAUGAGGACGGGAACCCUCUUUACGUUAUCAAACUUGUUUAGCUGAAAAUUAUGGAGGAGGAAUAAGCGACUGGAAGAUAGGAGACAUAUGAAUAGAAGGAAACAUUGAAGGAUGAAAAGGUGGAGGGGGCAUCAGGUACGAAACUCGAUUGAUCACACGCUGAGAAAAAGGGGUGCAGUGAAUCCUGACCAGUUUGGUAUCUAAACCCAGGAGCUCGAUAUUGACAAUGAUUACUGAUCGUGGUCAGAAUGGUUCCAUUUCC
Hyaloscypha bicolor E is the source of this 1510-nucleotide messenger RNA. RefSeq lists its product as uncharacterized. The record is from RefSeq and is a predicted model, not a curated record. The transcript has a single exon. Bases 94 to 1293 code for a protein of 399 amino acids. Lineage: Eukaryota; Fungi; Ascomycota; Leotiomycetes; Helotiales; Hyaloscyphaceae.